UGUUUAUCCGUUGGAGAAAUUCGUCCCAAUGAAUCGGUUUUUCGCAUUUUGGACGUUGAAUUUUAUUCGCUCACUAACGACGCGUGGGACCAUUCAACCAGUAAUACGUAUGAUGAGAAAGGAAUUUCGAUGGCACAAUACGAUCAGGUGCCACAACAACAGUAUUAUGAUCAUCCUUGCAAUCAACUGAAAAAAUUUCUUUCGAAUGGACAUUUUUAUUUUUCCUCGAACUUCGAUUUGACUAGAUCAUUGAAUGUCAGAACUAUGCAGUCCUCGGCAGACAAAUACACUUUUGAUGAUUAUUUUCUGUGGAAUAAAUUCAUGAUCAAAGAAUUAUUGAACUUUCGAUCAAAACUUAGCAAAUCGGAGCGAAAAGAGAUGGAUGGUGGCGGUUUUUUGGUGCUUACCAUUCACGGGUAUGUUGGAAGCCAACGUGCAACUCUCGGGUCCGAAGAAGUUACGAUUUCGGUGAUAUCGAAAUUAAGUUGUAAGCGUGCUGGUACACGAUACAAUACACGUGGGCUCGAUGACGAUGGAAACGUGGCGAACUUUGUUGAGACGGAAACAAUUUUGCAGAUGGGGACAACGUGUUAUUCAUAUGUACAAAUUCGAGGCAGUGUGCCAGUGUUCUGGGAACAACAAGGUCUUCAAAUGGUAAAUCACAAAAUACAAAUAUCACGUGGUCCUGCGGCAACCCUGCCAGCCGUCGAACGACAUUUUAAUGAACUGCAAAGCAGAUACGGUGAGGUGCAUAUCGUAAAUCUCCUUGGAGUUAAGGAAGGAGAAGCUGUUCUGAGCGGGGAGUACAGAAAACGGAUAGAGGAUCUGAAUGGCAAUGGAUUAGAGAAUAGGGUGCAAAUGACGUCAUUUGAUUUUCAUACAGUCUGUAAAAACAAUUAUGAAAAUGUGAAUCUGUUGCGUAAUGAGAUCGAGGGAAGAUUAGAAUCCUUCGCAUUCUUUGUCAUAGAUGUAGAAUCGAAUACACCUAUCUUUUAUCAAAAAGGUGAAGCUAAGCAAAGAUUAAUUUGUUCAUGUAAAAAAGUCUGGAUAGUUAGAACGAACAUUGUCCAGAAGGUUAUAUCCAAAGCUACUUUGGAAAUUUAUAUAGGACAAAUACAACCUAUCGAUUGUCCCGAAGUUGAGACUCUAUAUUCUCGACAUUCUUAUCUAUGGGCAGAAAAUGGGGAUAGUUUAUCAAAGAUAUAUACUGGUACAGGUGCUCUGAAGUCGGAGUACACUCGCAGUGGAAAAUAUACAUGGGCAGGAGUUUUAAAUGAUGCUACCAAAACGAUGAAUAGAUUUUACAUUAACAAUUUUCAGGAUAAAUCAAAGCAAGAAGUUAUUGAUAUAUUGCUUGGAAAGCUUUUGAACUCCAAGGCAAUCGAAAUUCAUGAUCCGGUGAACGAAAUGGUUCGUCUAGACAUGCAGAAUAGACUGAAGGACUUUUCGGAAAAAUCAACGAUAACCGUUUUCGUUGGUACUUACAAUUUAAACGGGUCUCUACCUUCUGGAGAAUCGCUUGUGCCAUGGCUUUUUGCUUUCAGCGAUUAUGCGCCUAGACCACAUUUAUUCAUAAUUGGUUUUCAAGAAAUUGUAGAGUUAAUGCCUCAACAGAUAGUUUCGGCUGACCCGGAGAAAUUGCGCAUUUGGGAACGAGAAAUAAGUAGGACACUUAACCAGAAAUUGGAUCAAGAUUUCGAAUAUGUAAUAAUAAGGUCCGGUCAGUUGGUUGGAACGGCAUUGAUAAUCUACGCGAGGGCUGACAUUGUAUCAAAUAUACGUAACGUUGAAUACAUUAUGAAAAAGACAGGUUUGGGUGGAAUGGCAGGUAACAAGGGUGCAGUCGCUAUCCGUCUCGAUUAUAAUGACACCAGCAUGUGCUUUGUGACCGCGCAUUUUGCUGCUGGCCAUUCUAAUUAUGAGGAUAGAAAUAAAGAUUAUAUGACGAUCAACGAAGGCUUGAUUUUUAGAAACGGUCGCAAGCUCAAUCAUCACGAUUACGUCAUUUGGUUGGGUGACUUUAAUUAUCGAAUAUCUUUGGAUAACGAUAAGGUUCGAAGACUUGUCGCAACCGAUUUUACAGAAUUGUUGUGUGAAGAACAGCUGAUAAGAGAAAACACAAUGGGACGUGCAUUCACCGAUUACAUUGAAGGUCCCAUCACAUUCCCCCCUACUUAUAAGUAUGACAGCAAUUCGGAUGAAUAUGACACAAGUGAAAAGCAGCGAAUACCUGCGUGGACGGAUCGAAUUUUGUACUGCGAUAAUAGAGGGAUUCGGCAGAUCGGAUAUACCAGAGCAGAAAUAAGAUUAUCUGACCAUAGACCAGUUAUGGCAUCAUUUGAAAUUGAAGUGAUUAGAUAUGACGAAGAGGAAAGAGAAAAAAUUAGUCGAGAACUUUAUUUGGAAAAGUUAAAGGUUGUGUCAAAGUAUGAUGACAAUACACACAAUAUAAAGAAGGGAGCGGAUUAUGAGAAUUUUAAUGAUGCCAGUAAAAACUGGAGUAAACUUGCUAAAAACGUUAAGAGGGUCAAUGAUCCAGUGAUGAUUGAUCGUAUUACAGAAGAAACCAAUCAUAAGGAUUUAACUGGAACUAAUGGUAAAAAAAGUGUCGCCGAAAAGGUUGAUAAAAAUGUUGGUCCGGCUGUUGGUAUUCUUAUCGACCUGUUCGACGAAGAUAAGGGUAACAAACAGACUGUCCUUCCUCAGACCACUGAACAGGCUCGAAGGUUGACAGAUGACUUGGCACCCGAAUCAUCGGUGGUUGCGGACAGAUAUAUUAAGAAUCGAGGAUUGCAUUCUCCGAGUGAUAAAGUAAAACAUAAGGAGAAACCGCCAAUACCAGAAAAACCCUCAAACCUGUCUCAGAAAAAAUCACCACCAUCACUGCCACCACGUAAACCAUUGGUAACACCGAAAUCAGAAAAAGCUGUCACUCUGAGAAGGGACAAUACAUCAUUUGAGAGAAAUGUUCCUUCGCAGACCGCUAAACCUGCGAUACCUAAAAGGUAUGAGAAGUCUAACAGCAUUCCGAGGAGAAAUUCUUUUGAUGACGAUUGGCCGUCACAUUAUGCGAAAAAAGUCGUGUCCAAACAGAAUGGCGGGUUAAAUGACAAUCCAAGAAAAAAUAUGUUUGUUGAGGAUGAUGACGUAUUUUUGGCAAGUGCCCCAAUGUUCAAUAAUUUUUCCACAGACAACGGUUUUCCAACUGAAGUAAAAUUAAUCAGGAAAGAAGCUUCAGGUUCGAAGAAAGCACCUCCGAUUAAACCAAAACCAAAGUCGAUUAAAAAUACGUCCCCCCAAGAAACCGAAGCAUUAAAUGAUAGUAAUACAUUGAUUGACGUUUCUUCUAAUGACUCCCCGUCGAAUCUGAGGCAAAC
Molecule: messenger RNA, 3377 nt
Organism: Acaulospora morrowiae
Lineage: Eukaryota; Fungi; Glomeromycota; Glomeromycetes; Diversisporales; Acaulosporaceae
Source: the annotation of a GenBank genome assembly